Saprolegnia diclina VS20 is the source of this 938-nucleotide messenger RNA. RefSeq lists its product as hypothetical. Gene Ontology annotation, molecular function: polyubiquitin modification-dependent protein binding; ubiquitin binding; proteasome binding. Gene Ontology annotation, biological process: proteasome-mediated ubiquitin-dependent protein catabolic process. The transcript has 2 exons. Lineage: Eukaryota; Oomycota; Saprolegniomycetes; Saprolegniales; Saprolegniaceae. The record is from RefSeq and is a predicted model, not a curated record. Gene Ontology annotation, cellular component: nucleoplasm; cytosol. The coding region runs from base 9 to 893 and encodes 294 amino acids.
GGGGCGCGAUGGACGUCGCUGUGAUUGUGCUCGGACGCCUCCCGCCAACAGCCGUGACGAAGCCAACGCCAUCGAAGAAGAGGUCGCUCAAGCAGACGCACGACAUGGACGUCCAUGAGCGCUUCUCGUUGCGCGUGGCGCUUGGCGACUCGGUGCUGCAGCUCAAGGAAGCGAUUGCGAUCGAGCUCGCCAAGGCGCUCCAAGUCGACGUAGGCUUCCCGCCCGAUGUCCAGCUGCUGACAGCGGCAGGGCGCAUGCUCUCGGACGCCGACUCAAUUGGUGCUGCGCUCCUGGAUGCGCGCGUUGUGGUCUGCGCGCUUGACUUUCCGACGCCGCCGCCGGUCACGCGUGCCAUGAGCCCCAAGGCGCAGAACGACCAUGGCAUUGCACAGCUCGUGGCGAUGGGGUUUCCAGUGGGAAAGGCCAAGCACGCGCUAAGUCUUUGUCACAACAGCGUCGAGGCCGCGAUCGCCUACUUGACCGAGCAGAUACUACCGCCGCCAACUCUCGAGGACGACACGGCGACACGACUCGCGUCGGUGGCCAUGCGUCAACCGUACUUGCUCCGGGAAGCAAUCCAGAGCUGCUCGCUCGACGCCCUCGCGACGCUCUCGCUCGAUGUCAUGCAAGACGCCAUCGAAAAGACGCUCGCCGCAGACAACAACGACACGGUCGUCCUCACCGACGAGUCGGACGUCGAAGAGUCCAAGGACAGUGCUACCGACGACGACGUCUUCGUAGCGACGAGGUCUGAGUCAAGCGACGCACUGGAGGCUGUCCUUAUGCGGCUGCAGUCGCUCGGGUUCAGCCGCGAAGACGCCCUCGCUGCGUACAUGGCCUGCGACCAGAAUGAGAGCGCGGCCGCCAACUGCCUCCUCGACUCGUUCGCCUAAGUGGUGUCUAACUGCCCUGUACACAUCUCGCCUUUGCACCAUGAA